GUGCAAUGCUGUUUGUGUCAAACUUUGUGGGCCAUUGAAUGGCCGCUAUUCGUGAGCUAAGAGCUAAACUCGUAAGUUCAGGAAAAACUUAGACCUUUACGUUUUCUGGGUAAGUAAUAUGAAAUAUUUUGUAAUGAAUAAUAUCAUUAACGCUAUAACUGCCACGGAUUUAAUGUUCAGAAAAUUAUUCAUCUAUUUCCAGCGCCGGUAUCAGAGUUCGCCGUUUUUACAGAGGUAUUUGGCCUUUUUAAUUUUUUUGAUAAUCCUUUGGCUUGUUCGCCGGUUUUACGAAGAAGGCCGGCCGCGUAUUACCAAACGAUUCAAAGUGACUAAUCAUACGCAAAUCGCAUCGAGACCCGCAACGCAGUGUGAGAUUACGAUUGAAAAUUGCUGCAAUAUGAACGUAUGCGAAACGCCCUGUUUCGAUACGAAUCUUCUGCAGAAGGCAUCAUCGAAAGCAGAUGAUAAGCAGUACCUGUUGGACGACAUCGAGAACAUUGCCGGUUCCUAUCGCAAGCUACCCAGCUGCAGUAAUGAAAAGGGUCUACCCUAAUCACUAGAAACUAAGACUGCUAGCGGGGAUAGUAUCCUCGAUUGGUGGCUUAAAUUCCUCUCUAAAGAGGCAGCUGUAAAAGUGCGAUUAAAAAAGCGGAUUUGCUUAGCGAUGAUGAAAAUCGUUGCCCCCUAACUGAAAUCUCUCCAGACUUAGCAAUAUACAAAUAGGUAGUUGUGAACUAAUUUAUGUGAUUAGUUAAUAGAAAAAAGGAAAGCUAAGGGCUGCAGGAAGGUUGCAUUGAAAGAAUGAUUGGGCUAAGUAGUAUAUAUUGCUUGUCGGUUUUAAUUUUUUUUUCAUUUGUGGCGUGCGCACGUAAAUUUGGUGCUUAUGUGUUAUUUUAUUCGCCCAUAUACUCCGUCGAAUUCACUAGUUUAAAAUGUGUAAUUUGCAAUACGAUUAUUGA
Malaya genurostris is the source of this 959-nucleotide messenger RNA. RefSeq names its product protein cueball-like. The coding region runs from base 119 to 553 and encodes 144 amino acids. The transcript is spliced from 2 exons. The record is from RefSeq and is a predicted model, not a curated record. NCBI's taxonomy places the organism in Eukaryota, Metazoa, Arthropoda, Insecta, Diptera, Culicidae.